This is a messenger RNA of Colletotrichum gloeosporioides, 282 nucleotides long. RefSeq lists its product as uncharacterized. NCBI's taxonomy places the organism in Eukaryota, Fungi, Ascomycota, Sordariomycetes, Glomerellales, Glomerellaceae. The record is from RefSeq and is a predicted model, not a curated record. The transcript has 2 exons. The annotation marks the transcript as partial.
ACCAACUUGGACCCGUCGCUUUGCUCAUCAGCACGCUGCGACGCCGGUGUACACAGCUACCGCAUUGUGGCCGUCAGCCGGCCCGCGCGGCGGAUGGCGGCCCAGCAACGACCAUUAUGCCUGCUCCACGCCGGUGGUGUUUUAGUCAAGCGCUUCUGGAUCCGUCCUGUUGUGGUCCGAUUCGGCGAUAGGCACCCUUUCCCAUUGGCCACCGCGAGUUUCUGCCUCACACUCUGCGUGUUCCAGGAAGAGACGAGGUGCGACUCCGGUAUUCAAACCUGA